Ambispora gerdemannii is the source of this 206-nucleotide messenger RNA. Lineage: Eukaryota; Fungi; Glomeromycota; Glomeromycetes; Archaeosporales; Ambisporaceae. The record is from the annotation of a GenBank genome assembly.
GUGACGGUGGUAUCGAUAUAAAGGGGGAGGUUGCAGUAAUUCCAUUUGUUACUCAAUGUAAAAAUCACGAAGAAAAAGUUGGUGUAGAUGUUGUUCGUGAAUUUGAAGGGGUUCUUGUACGAGAAUCUCAGAAUACAAUUGGAAUUCUUGUAACAUCAAGGAGAGAUGGUUUUACACGAGGUGCUAAAAAUUGGAUAAAAAAUUAG